Messenger RNA from Aspergillus novofumigatus IBT 16806, 563 nucleotides. RefSeq names its product putative MBL2-like secreted peptide. Lineage: Eukaryota; Fungi; Ascomycota; Eurotiomycetes; Eurotiales; Aspergillaceae. Bases 26 to 394 code for a protein of 122 amino acids. The record is from RefSeq and is a predicted model, not a curated record. The transcript has 3 exons.
CAGUUAACACAGCAACAAAAACAAAAUGAAGUUCCUCAGUCUCGCAGUUGCCUUUCUCCCCCUCCUGGCGGCCGCUGCCCCUGUCGCAGACCCCGAAGCCGAAGCAGAUGGUAGUGGAGAGCUGGACCUUGAGAAGCGCCGAUCCGCGCAGACUUGCAAGAUCGUCAACGUCGAUCACUAUGUCAACUGCCGGUACGACGCGAAGCUAGACGCCGGCGCGAUCUUUGGGUUCCCCAAGGGGGACAAACUCACCUUUGCGUGCUGGAAGCACGGCGAUUGCUACAACGGGGUUUGCUCCUGGGAUCAAAUUACUUAUCUCAAGACGACGUGUUAUGUGAAUGGGUACUUUACCGAUAGUAAUUGCUCAAGCAAAAAACUCCCCAAAUGCGACUAGACCUUGACGGUGAUGUCGCUGUGUGAUGCUGCUAGACACCUGAUAUAGUUAUCAUGAUGGUUUAGAUAUCACGAUGGGAGUUGUAUCACUACGCAAGUCGCUUUCAGAUCCCUUUUCCUAUACCCCGUGAAUAUGAUGUCGAGAUAGAGACAAUACAUGGCAUUUACCC